AUGACACUGGUGAACAUCCUCGCCGGUUCAGCCGCCAGCAUCGUCGCAUACGUCGUAUGGCGCGCCCUCGCCGAGAUUUGGGAGAGAAAACGAUCUCCGCUGCGCAAGCUCCAGGGACCCGCGAGCCCUAGCUGGGCGUUCGGUAACUUUGCCCAGUUGCUCACCGGCGACACCGGACGCCUGCAAGACAGCUGGUUGCAACAGUAUGGCAAGACCAUGAAGGUCUCCGGCUUCUUCAACCGCGACCGGCUGUUCACCGUCGACCCCCGCGCGCUGAACCACAUCCUGACGCACUCUACCGACUUCCAGAAGCCCGAGGUGGGUCGGUACAACCUCGGCCGCAUCGUCGGCGAAGGGCUGCUCAUCGCCGAGGGCGACGCGCACCGCCGCCAGCGCCGCGUCAUGAACCCCGGCUUCGGGCCCGCCCAAGUCCGGGAGCUUACCGGCGUCUUCCUCGACAAGGCCGCGCUGCUGCGCGACGCGUGGCUCGCGGAGGCGCGCAAGAACGGCACGGCGGCGCCGACUCGGAUCGACGCGCUCGCGUGGCUCAGUCGGGCGACGCUGGACAUCAUCGGCCUCGCCGGGUUCAACUACAGCUUCGACUCGCUCGAGGGUGGAAAGCCGAACGAGCUCAACGAGGCGAUGGCGACCAUGUUCAGCGCGACGGAGGGGUCGCGCUUUUGGACGCUCCUCCAGGCUCGCAUCCCGAUCUUGCGGAAGAUCCCGACCGAGCGUGAUCGUACUAUCGAGUAUGCACAGAACACGAUGAAGCGCAUUGGCUAUGCCCUCAUCUCUGAGCGAAAGGCGGCUAUCCGUGCCGAGAAGCACGGUGCGCACGUCGAAAAGGGCGACGUACAAGGACGUGAUCUUCUCAGUCUCCUGAUCAAGUCGAACAUGGCGGUUGACAUUCCUGAAGAGCAACGUCUGAGCGACCAUGACAUCCUUUCUCAGAUCCCGACGUUCAUGGUCGCCGGCCACGAGACGACAUCAACCGGCACCACCUGGGCCCUCUUUGCGCUCACUCAGAACCAAGAUGUCCAACGCAAGCUCCGCGAGGAAUUGCUCUCCGUACCGAUCGACACCCCGACCAUGGACGAAUUGAACGCGCUACCCUACCUCGACGCCGUGAUCCGGGAGACGCUGCGCGUGCACGCCCCAGUGAGCGCCACGACUCGGGUCGCGAUGAAGGACGAGGUGAUUCCAGUCAGCGAGCCCUACACGGACAAGGACGGCAACGUCCACCACGAGAUCCGAGUCAACAAGGGCGACUACAUUCAGAUCCCUAUCGUCGCCGUCAACCGCGCUAGCCAUAUCUGGGGCAGCGAUGCGCAUGAGUUCAAGCCCGAGCGUUGGUUGGAGCCAAGCGCGAUGCCUGAAGCGCCCUCGCACAACCCCGGAGUUUGGGGCAACAUGCUCAGCUUCCUCGGCGGCCCGCGCUCCUGCAUCGGCUAUCGCUUUUCUCUCGUCGAGAUGAAAGCGCUGCUGUUCGUCCUCGUGCGCGCGUUCGAGUUCGAGCUCGCCGUGCCCGCCAGCGAGAUCUCCAAGAAGUCGGCCGUGGUGACGCGGCCGAACGUCAAGAGCGAGCCUAAGAAAGGGAACCAGCUCCCGAUUCUCAUCAAGCCAUACGUUGCCGACGCUGAGGCGUGA
Molecule: messenger RNA, 1647 nt
Organism: Punctularia strigosozonata HHB-11173 SS5
Lineage: Eukaryota; Fungi; Basidiomycota; Agaricomycetes; Corticiales; Punctulariaceae
Product: cytochrome P450
Exons: 8
Coding region: 1-1647 (548 amino acids)
Molecular function (GO): heme binding; monooxygenase activity; oxidoreductase activity, acting on paired donors, with incorporation or reduction of molecular oxygen
Source: RefSeq, a predicted model, not a curated record